AUGGAGAAUCAUCGUGGAGAGAAGAAUAGAGAUAGCGAGUCACCUCCAGAAGAUGAUUGUUGUCCGAUUUGUUUCGGCUCCUUUACGGUUCCAUGUCGAGGGAAUUGUGGUCAUUGGUAUUGCGGAAAUUGCAUCUUGCAAUACUGGAACUACGCUGCAGUAUCUAGGCCUUGUAAGUGUCCAAUGUGUGUUCGUCACAUUACUAAGCUGUCACCAGAACCAUCGUUGCAACAGCGGCAAGAGCAGGAAGUGAAGGAGGUUCUUGCUAAGAUCCGUAGGUAUAACCGUCUCUUUGUUGGAGGUCUAACUGGCUUUGUUCAGAAGGUGCAUCUGCUGCCUUUGCUAAUGAAGAGAAUGGUGUGGCAUUUGAUGGAUCCUGAUGCAAACAAUCUGUAUUUUCACGAAGUUCGCAUCUUUGCAAUGUUCAUGAGUACCCUUUACACUGCCGCAGAGUUUAACUUCAUACCAACGGGAGGUUUCAGAAUAAUAACGGUCUUCGACUAUGCUGCUAUUGCAAUGAUCCUGAUUCUGCGCUUGGUAGGGAUUUAUCGGAGGAGACGUCUCGCUCAGCGGGUUAGGCAGUUUGCACUUGCGGCUGCAGAAGUUGAACCGGAAAGGGAACUUUAA
This is a messenger RNA of Arabis nemorensis, 627 nucleotides long. The record is from the annotation of a GenBank genome assembly. NCBI's taxonomy places the organism in Eukaryota, Viridiplantae, Streptophyta, Magnoliopsida, Brassicales, Brassicaceae.